Messenger RNA from Recurvomyces mirabilis, 2163 nucleotides. RefSeq names its product Pre-mRNA-splicing factor cwf19 (gene cwf19). The record is from RefSeq and is a predicted model, not a curated record. Lineage: Eukaryota; Fungi; Ascomycota; Dothideomycetes; Mycosphaerellales; Teratosphaeriaceae. Gene Ontology annotation, cellular component: post-mRNA release spliceosomal complex. Gene Ontology annotation, biological process: mRNA splicing, via spliceosome. The transcript has a single exon. The coding region runs from base 1 to 2163 and encodes 720 amino acids.
AUGGGUCUGGAAGAGUUUGAGAAGGAGUUAGCGGCCGGUAGAGAUGAUGAGGUGAAGGAGAAUACUCACCGUAGUCGUGAUGAAGAGGGGGAGAAAAGACAUCACCGACACCAUCACCGUUCACAUCGACUCGGAGGAGAUGAGUCGCGGGAUGCAGAACGACGGCAUCGACAUAAGAGACAUCGGGAAGGACGAGAAGACGAGGAUCGCGAACGCCGACACCGGAAGCGCCAGCGAAGUGACUCCCCGAAGCCUGCGAAGAAGGAAGAGGGAGUGAAAGUGUUCGACAACCACAACGCUGAGGAUGAGGAAGACGAAUGGGUGGAGAAAGAGGCCAUGACAGCACCACCAGGAGAACAGGAGUUAGACGAUCUUAUUUCAAGUGCCACUGAACCCAUACAGCGAGAUUCAUGGAUGCAAGAACCCUCUGGCCAAGAUAUCGAACAUGUCAAGAGUCGCAAACCCACUGCUCCACCCAGCCAAUUCGUAGGCGCGAAGAACAACCACGAGUUCAAGGUACAGGAGACGCAAAUUAAUCAGCACUUGGCUGAUUUACAGAAUGACUUUAAGGCUGAUGAUGGAGAGGAUGCUGCGAAGGUGGAGGAUGAACCGGCGCAGCAUGAAGUCUCCUACACCUUUGGCGAUACCGGGAGCCAGUGGCGGAUGACGAAGCUGCAGGGGGUGUAUCGACAGGCGAAGGAGGGUGGACAGGGUGUGGAGGAUGUCGCGCUGAAACGGUAUGGUGACCUCCGCGACUUUGACGAUGCACGAGAGGAGGAGAGGGAGAUGGACAGGAGGAAGACGUAUGGUAAAGACUAUGUGGGUCUGAUCAAGCCAUCAGGAGAGCUGUUCGAAGAGCGUAAGAUGAAGGCUGGUCUGCACCGGCAGUCACAGAGUCAGUCUCACGAUGCUGGGCAAGACGACCUCCCACAAGGUGAGGUAAUGCCCGAAGGUGACGCUCCCAGCACUACCCAACCCCUCGACCAAACAGCCCUCAACAAACUCAAGGCCCAGAUGAUGAAAGCCAAACUCCGCAACGCCCCAGACGCCACCAUCCUAGAAGAACAAUACAACCGUGCCGCCUCAGCCAGCCAAUCCAACACCUCCCAACCGGGCGUCGUCGUCCUCAACAAAAUGGACAACCGCCACCUCGCCAGCUCUCGCACCAGCGAAGUCACCGCCGUCUCCAGCAAAAGAGGCCGUGAACGCGGCCUCGUGACCGAGAACGAAGACAUGAGUAUAUCCGACAUGGUCCGGCAAGAAAAACGCUCCCGCACCACUAAUGCAGGCAAAGACUUCGCGGAGCGAAUAGCCAAAGAUGGGAGAUUCACGGAUAAUCUCGAUUACAUGGACGAGAACGCCACGAACUUAUCUAAGAACGUGAUGAAAUCCGACAUCAACCUCCGCACCACCGCGAUCGGGGAUUUCAGCAAAAUGCAGCGGAUCCUGGAUUCGUGCCCUUUAUGCCAUCAUGAGGAUAAAUCCGACCCCUUACCUACAGCGCCCAUUGUGAGUCUAGCGACAAGAACAUACCUCACGCUCCCCACGGAACCAGAGAUAGCGAAAGGCGGCGCAGUGAUAGUCCCGAUCCAGCAUCGUCUCAACCUCCUCGAAUGCGACGAUGAUGAGUGGGAGGAGAUGCGGAAUUUCAUGAAAUCCCUGACGCGGUACUAUCAUGCGCGGGACAAAGGGGUGAUUUUCUACGAGAACGCGGCACAUAUGCUUUCGCGAAAGGGUCACGCAACACUGAACUGUAUCCCGCUUCCCUUCCACCUGGCGGAAACAGCACCAGCCUACUUCCGCGAAGCUAUUUUGGCAGCAGAUGAACAAUGGAGUCAACAUCGUCCGUUAAUCGACACCCUCGCCUUGUCCCAGAAAGCCGGCGGGUUCGGGAAGGGAGCGUUUAGGAAGAGUAUGGUGAAGGAGAUGCCUUAUUUUCAUGUUUGGUUUGGACUUGAUGGCGGAUUGGGACAUGUGGUUGAGGAUGCUGCGAGGUGGCCUAGGGGGGAUCUGUUUGCUAGGGAGGUGGUGGGGGGGAUGUUGGAUAAAGGGCCGGAGGUUGUGAAGAGGCAGGGACGAUGGGAGAGGAGGGAUGCUAGAGUUGAACGGUUCAGGAAGAAGUGGGGGGAGUUUGAUUGGACAGGGGUUUUGAUGGAGGGAUGA